AUGGAAAAGGAGCGGAAGAGUAUCUGUUGGCGACCAAAAAAUGCGCUUAUUGAAUGCAUCGUCGGAACAAAGUGCUUUGAAGAGAAGGGAAAAAUAGAGGAUUGCAUUUCGGCAAAUGAGUGCUUCUUGGAGCGGCGAAACUGGACGCUGUGCAAAGUGAACGCCACCAACCCACGAUACCGCAUUCGCGGUAAUCCUUAUGACGUGGCGACGGAGGAUCAGAAGAAAAUUGAGGCGCGUGAUGAGCGCAUCCGGCGGAGGGAGCUGGAGGAAGAGGGCAUAUUCACCAAAUAA
Molecule: messenger RNA, 294 nt
Organism: Trypanosoma cruzi
Lineage: Eukaryota; Euglenozoa; Kinetoplastea; Trypanosomatida; Trypanosomatidae
Exons: 1
Coding region: 1-294 (97 amino acids)
Source: RefSeq, a predicted model, not a curated record